This is a messenger RNA of Parnassius apollo (apollo), 3093 nucleotides long. NCBI's taxonomy places the organism in Eukaryota, Metazoa, Arthropoda, Insecta, Lepidoptera, Papilionidae. The record is from the annotation of a GenBank genome assembly.
AUGGAUAUACAAGGACCGGAAAAAAGGAUCGUGCCGUUGUUCCAAGUGGAAUACGACCGCAGCCUUUGUAGACCGUUGGGGACAGUAACCAACUUUAAUAAGAUGCUCGCUAUGGCCAGGUCAUCCAGAGUUAUUGAUAUACCUUCGACAGCUUCACAUAAUUUCCUCCCUUCUAGAAGUCCUUCGCCUGUAUCAAUGGGCAACAGGACUCCGUCGCCCGAUUUCACAGGUCACAAUAUAUACGAUAAUAUAGAAAUUCCACCGCCGAGACAAAUUUCGCAAAAACAAGCCGAUAAUCGGCAAAACGCACUGACCAUCUUCGAGUACUCCACCGUGUAUCCUUUCAUCUACGGCAACAAUAAGUUUAAAUGCUUCAUAUGUUCUCAACCAUUCCUAGAAACGCCACUGCUCAGGCGACACAUGCAGGAAACACACACGUUUGCGCCCUUAAAAAGAUUGGUAAACAAUCGUAGGGAAAAUGUCAUCAAAGUGGACGUUAGCGAAAUGAACUGCAAGCUCUGUUCAGUUAAACCUAAAGACUUGUACCAACUCAAAGUACAUUUAAAGGAAGAUCAUCAAAAACUUAUAGACCCAGAGCUAAAAGACAACAUUAUCCCAUUUAUAUUAGACGGCGAAGACGGAGGGUAUAAAUGCGUCAUGUGCGACGGAAGCUUCAUUAAAGUCCGUACUCUUGUCAUCCACAUGAGUGUUCACUUUAACAACUACAGCUGUGAAAUUUGCGGAUCAGGUUUCAUGACCUUGCGGCUACUUAAGAAGCAUUUAGAGGUGCAUGAAAGCGGCAACUUCCCUUGCGAUCGCUGCAACAAAGUCUUCAGUACUACGUACAAGCUAUCACUGCACAUCAGAGGUGUUCAUCUGAAACAAUACCCACGUCGUUGUCCAAUGUGUCCAGAAAGGUUCAAUUCGAACUAUAGACGGACCAAACACCUUCAGGACGUCCACAAUCAAUCGACUCGAGUGCACAAAUGCGAGACAUGCGGACGUGGUUUCAACCUCAAGUAUCAUCUGGUUUGUCAUACACGUUCGGUUCAUCUGCAAGAGAGGAACCAUCAGUGUAAGGUUUGCUUGCAAAGGUUCUGCAAUAAGGAAACACUGAAAAGGCAUAUGGUUAUACAUACAGGGGAGAAAAAUUACAAAUGGCUCAUCCAAAUAACAAAUUCGUCUUUAAUCCUGAAAGACGAUGACGGCUCUGAGAUUAAGUUAGCAGUUUUGAAGAAACCCAUUCGAAUUGAUAAUUUAAUUUGCCAAUACGAAGAAUCUGCGGAUGUGGCAUCGACAGAAAUAACGUUAAAUAAAGUACCUCGUGUGGAAAGAGAUGCAGAAAUAGAUGAAGUUCCUGAUCAUGCAGUGGACAACAAGUCGUCGCUUAUAUUUUUGAAAGAGCCAAUCUCUUUAGAUGAAAUUGGAAUUGGAGAAAAAGUCUCAGUACAAAAUUUGACGACUCGUAAAAUAUUUACAGGAUACACUAGACCUCCUCGAAAAAAAAUUGGACAGGAACGCCAAACUUGGAAGCAAAAUGCGUUGACAAUCUUCGAAUUUUCGUACGUUUAUCCAUUUGUGCACGCAAGCAAUAAAUUCAAAUGUUACGUUUGUUCGAAGCCUUUUUUAGACGCUAACAUUCUUAGGGAACAUUUUACAAAUGACCACAGCUUUGAAGAUUUGAGACAGGAAAUUAGCAACAAGGUUCGAGACAAAACCUUAAAGGUAGACGUUGUGAGACUACAAUGUAAACUAUGUCAUAAUACUUUUCCCAGCUUGAAGGAUCUGAAAGUGCAUCUCAAAGAUCACGGGAAGAAAAUAGAUCCCGAAUUUCAAGAUAACAUUAUACCCUUUAAGUUAGGUGGUGAUAUAUUUGUUUGUCAAAUUUGUGGAGAGAACUUCCGGAAACUAAGAUUGCUUAUAAUUCACAUGAGCAAACACUUCAACAAUUACAGCUGGAUAACGGCAAGGCAGCACCGAGGGCCAAGGACUAGUAUUUGGCAAAUGACAAUAUCGGAAAGGCAAAACGCGGCAACGUUUCUAGAGUUCACUACAGUGAAACCGUUCUUUUAUCAGCAAGCAAAUUUCAAGUGUUUCUAUUGCAAUGAAGUUUUCCCAGAGGUACACUCUGUACUGCAGCACACUUCGUUCCACGUUGCACCUGAUAGGUGUAGUUUACUGAAGCAACAUUUAAGAAAAGGCAAACGGGUUAUUAAAGUAGAUAUAUCGGAACUAAAAUGUAAGCUUUGCGAUCAAAAAUAUUCAGAUUUGGACGACGUCAGAAAGCACCUUUCUGUCGCGCAUAAGAAAGAAUUUAACUCUGCCGGCAAUGGGCUCAUGGCUUACAAUUUGAGCACGGAAAAUGGCCUCUUAUCUUGUCAUAAAUGCAACAAGACUUUCAAUUCAUUCUUCCUCUUAAACCGGCAUAUGAAUGUCCAUUUCAAUGUAGUCUGUGAGACAUGUGGACUUGGCUUCAUGUCACAUCAGCGCCUCAUUAACCACAGGAUCGUUCACCAGAACGGCGUCCACAAAUGCGAUAGAUGUCAGGACGUGUUUCCCACUAAACUGAAACUACGUUAUCACGUUUUUAAGAAACACGAGGUAAUGAACGCGAAGAAGACGAAGCCGCUGAAGUGUCCGCAUUGCUUGGAACGGUUCGCCGAACACUACCGAAAAAUGACGCAUUUGAGGGAGGUGCACGGUAUAACGUUUACGUUCGAAUGUCAAGUGUGCAAAGCUGUAUUUCCUAUGCGUCGCGCGCUCACGGAACACACGACGAAACAACACACACAGAAGAUUCAGUGCAAAGUGUGCGGCAAAUGCUUCGGCACUAAAUCUCUUUUAAAAAUGCACUCGAGGGGACAUACAGGUGAAAGGAAUUUCUUUUGCGGAAUAUGCCAGAAGGCGUAUAUGCACGAGCGGACUUUGAGGCAGCAUAUGCGAGUGCAUGGACCCGUCUGGAAGUUCACGUGCUCGGAAUGCGGUAGCGGAUUCCAUAUCCGCAAUGAUUAUAACAAACAUAUGAAGCAAUGGCACCCACAUUGGCAAUUUAAGUCUAUCGUUAAAAACGCUGGAACUACUCCUAUAAACUGA